Messenger RNA from Geosmithia morbida, 3402 nucleotides. RefSeq lists its product as uncharacterized. Bases 1 to 3402 code for a protein of 1133 amino acids. The record is from RefSeq and is a predicted model, not a curated record. The transcript is spliced from 4 exons. NCBI's taxonomy places the organism in Eukaryota, Fungi, Ascomycota, Sordariomycetes, Hypocreales, Bionectriaceae.
AUGGCCGACGACCGACGCCAACCCACGACUCCAGAACCACGCCACCACAGGGCUGCUUACGCGGCGACGACAACGGGCGAGUCGAGCAGGAGCGCCGGCGGGGGCAGCAGUAGUGCCACGACCGAUCCUCGCCACGAGAACGAAGACGAGCCGCGCCUGAGUAGCGCUUUUAUCCUGAAGGAUGCGACUUCCCGUGUCGACAACAAUGAAUAUUCGAAGCGUCGGUCGAGGAGUGCCCAGCAUAAUGACUACAAGGGCAAGGAGUCGAAUUCACCCUUGCGACGGCCGACCUCGCCGACUCCGCCGAUGUGGAGAAAUUCCCGAGAACCAGAGUCCCCUACCGCACGCGGCGACGGCAUAGCCGUGACCAAGAACAUGGGUCAGCAGCCAGCGGCGACGGCAGCAGCAGCCCUGGAUGCGGACUCAACGCAGAUUGUCAACAUGGCACUGAACCUGAGCGAGUCCCGCCGCUGGGCCUCGUCCCGUCGACAUGCUUCGGCCUCAAACCCGCCGCGUCUGGCUCCACUCCCAGACUCGGCUCCCAGGAACAAUCUGGGCGUGUACCUUCAGCAAAACAGCAGGGCCUCUCGCACGGGACCGCCCAGGACACCCUCGGGGCUCAGAGCGAGCAGCUCUAUGCUAGCCUCGGGGCAUGAUAAUAAUAAUAAUAAUGGUGGCCAGGAUGGGACACAGCAGCUCCCAUUUCAGGUCUCAGCGUCGACGCUCGCCAGAGUGCAAAAGGCCAAGGAUCAUCUCGAGCUCAUGGCCGAGUACCGCCGUCUCCUCGCAUAUCUACCCCCGCUGAAACCCGGCCACGAAGCAUCAGGCUCCUCCGCUAGUAAUCAGGGGUCCCCCAAGGCGACACCGAAGAAUUCCAGACAGGCGGUGGCUAGCCGAGACGGCCAGGCUGCUGUCAUUGGCCGGCCAUACGACCCCCUCCAGUACAUCAGGAAUCGCAAGGUUCGGACACGAGAGCGGAAGGUCAUCGAGGGUGAGCAGCUGGGCUUUGGGGACGUCGAGUUAGUCCACGCGUGGGUCGAUCGCGUCAUUCAGCUGAACCCUGCGGGUCGCGUGGCCAACACGGCCAGGCCUGCUUUUACGAUGCCUCCCUUCCGCGAGGGUAAGGAAGGCCAGGAAGGCCAGGACGGACAGGUUCUGUCGGAGAGCAGAACGAAGCGCGCCCGGCGGCCGAGGGUAGACUGGUUCUUUGACCCAUGCGACAUGAUCGCGGAUGCCUACUGGCUGGAGCAGGACCACCACAAGCAGCUCAUCGAAGACCGUGAGUGGCGCAGGAUAUUCUCCCCGGCCGCUGCCGAACCUGCCACACGCCCGGCGUCACGCCGCGUCGACGAGUCCAGCAAUGGAACCCCCCUCCUGACGGCAGUAAGGACAACUAGCUCCAAGGACGAGAACCUGAACAUUCAGGAGCUGCGCCUUGAUCACAGCGACGACGAAGCGCCAGGCUCCACAGCAGAUCGCGCCAAGCAGAAGCUACACGGCCUCAAGGGCUUCCACCACAUGCACAGCAGCUCACUGCACAGCUACCACGACGUCCACGCCAGGAGGGACUCCUUCUCCGACGCGUCGGGCACCGACAGCGAUAUGCUCAGCAUGGUGGCCAAAGAGGCGAGGGAGCAAGAGCUUGAAAACGUGGCCGAGACAGAUGCCGAGUAUCUCGAGCCGCCUCGCGAGUCCUUAUAUCCUCCGGCGGAGGCUCCCGCCUCACACUCGCUUAGCCGAGCCCACAGCAGGAACACAUCAGUUGCAGACCUCAGUGAUUCAGAUCUGAGGUUGCUGGCCGGCAGCCACCCUGACUCACCCACAUCGCACCCCAUCGGGCGGCACAGCAUCGACGUGACGGAUGACCGGGGGGCAGUGUCUUCUGCCAUCAUGGCGGAAGCGGCGCUGUCAGCGCCUGUCUCGCCUGGAUUGCGUGGCAGGGAUCCCCUUUCCGAGGCUCCCGACUUUGCCUUCGAUUCUCCGCCUGCUCUUCGGAGGCUCUCGGUGUCGCCGACGCGGAACCGUCUGUCUAAGGUUAGGAGGAAGUUCAUGGACAAGUCAUACGACUCGGGCAUGGAGUCGCAGUCUGAUGCCGAAGACGAGCCGGCCGACACGUCAGGGAGGUGGCCGUCCAACGCGGCCACAGACGAGGCAGCAGCGGCGACCCCAACGCCCAAGGCACACCGUAGCUCUGCCGGCGUCACGCGCCAUCGCUCUUCCGAAGAUCAGUAUCCGUCCAUCGGCGUGCGCGGCUUCUUCAAGGGUCCCCGGCUAGAUACCGUCAUACGCGGCAGUGUGUCCAAGCUCGGCGACCUGCUAUGGAGAAAGGACGACAGCGACACUUCGGAUGAGGAAGAAAUCAUCACGGACGACUCUGGUGAUGAGCCUGAUACCGACCGGGCCACGCGCGGCGAAGGCAAGCAGCAGCAGCACUUUCUCGAUUCGAUGCCUCAAUUCCAGCGUGCCAGCGAAGCGCACAGGAGGUCCUCGUCCAUAACGAACGGCCCCAACCAGCAUCUACACAUACCUGCACCGGAUGAGCCGAGGCUACCGAGCCGUCAACCCUCAAAGUGGGAGCAGCUGAAGCCCCCGCGCAUCGACAUAAGCAGCGCCGCUCCCGGCCCAGGGGCAGCUGUCAAGAGCAUCAGCCACGAGGAUGAAGCACACCAGUCUAUUGACGGGGGUGGGCCCCGCGAAGCAGAAGCAGCUGCGUCUCUUCAGAAGAGACGGCUGAGCGACAUUUCCAGCGUGGCGUCGCCACUAGACACACGGUACAAGGCACGUAGGCAGGACUGGUCCCUCACGGAGAACAGCAAGGCCCGCCCGGAGCGUACGCAGCUGUCGCGUCGCGAGGUGGCCCGCAUGCGCGCCCUGAUCCUAAGCUCGGGCAUCAAGGCCAUGGAGAUUAACCGACGAGCCAACGAGCUACGCAACCCACCAAGACUAGCCCUGCCACCCUUCACCGAAGACAUGUACGCGUUCGGCUCCCGCGCGCUGGGCGCAGCGGUCCAGGCGUCGAGCCAGCGCUUGCAGGAGUCGGUGGAUGUGUUCACGGCCGAGACGGCCCCGGAUCUUCAACGCUGCAUAUGGGAGGUGCGUAGCCACGUGGCCAACGACCUGUCGGGGAUGGCGCGGCAGGCGGCCGACGAGGCCGAUUCGACGAGCGGGCAGCUGGCCUUCGAGCAGCCCCUGCGCGUCAAGCACGUGGCCGACGUCAUCGACAAGCUCUUGCGCAAGAGGCGGCAGAGGUUCCGGUGGGUCAGGCGCGCCCUCUGGCAGGCUGUCGAGUGGCUCCUCGUAGGCUUUAUGUGGUACGUCUGGCUUGUCGUCACGGUGCUCAAGGUGUUUGUCGGGUUGGGCAGAGGGAUAUACAGGAGUGUUAGAUGGCUGUUGUGGCUUUGA